Molecule: messenger RNA, 828 nt
Organism: Nicotiana attenuata
Lineage: Eukaryota; Viridiplantae; Streptophyta; Magnoliopsida; Solanales; Solanaceae
Exons: 1
Coding region: 1-828 (275 amino acids)
Source: RefSeq, a predicted model, not a curated record
AUGUACAAGGAUGAUGGUGUCAUAAUCUCUCAAAGAAAGUUUGUAUUGGACAUGCUGAAAGAGUACAAUUUCCUAGAUUACAAGCCUUGUUCUUCUCCCUUAGAUCCUACCAUAAAGCUAAAGGCCAAAGAUGGUACCAUCCUACAAGAUCCUACUUACUAUAGAAAGCUGGUGGGGAAACUAAAUUUUCUAACCAAUACUAGGCUGGAUAUUGCAUAUAGUGUCCAACACUUGAGCCAGUUCAUGCAAGAGCCCAUAGAACCUUAUUUGAAGGCAACAUUCCAUCUGCUCAGGUACUUGAGAAAUGAUCCUACUCUGAGAAUCUUCAUGUCUAAGGAUUCAGAUUGCACAGUCAAAGCAUACUGUGACUCUGAUUGGGCAGCCUGCCCAGAUUCCAGGAGAUCCAUUACAGGUUAUUUGGUACUUCAGGGCAAUAGCCCUAUCAGCGGGAAGUCUAAGAAACAGGAAACUAUAUCACUGUCCUCUGCAGAAGCAGAGUACAGGGCCUUAAGGAAAGUAGUGCGGGAAUUGGUAUGGUUGAGCAGACUGUUUGAAGAACCGUCUGUCUUUUUUUCGAUGCCUAUUUUAGUGUUCUGCGAUAGCCAAUAUGCACUUCACAUUGCCAAGAAUCCAAUCUUCCACGAAAGAACCAAGUACAUAGAAGUGGACUGUCAUUUUGUACGUGAUCAAUUACAAGCAAGACUUGUUUCACUUCAUCACAUUAGGACAGAUAGUCAACUAGCCGACAUUCUGACCAAAGCUUUAACUGGAAUCAAACAUAGUGCCACAUUUGGCAAGUUGGCUGUGUUUACCACAUCUCCAACUUGA